UCCUUGGUUUCGUGUUCCGGUGCCCGACGGCUGCCUGGGAGAUGCAGAAGUUGGGUGGGGCGGGAGUAAACAAGUUAGACGAGCAGCUGCGGCCUCCUGGGCGCAACGGGGACUAGAAGAAGAACCCGGCGAGCCGGGCGCUUCGGUUCCCAUCGCGCGCGGACUUUCCUGCGCGCCGCGCACCCGGGAGCUGACUCUGAGCCAGCUCGCCCGCCCCUGCGCUGUGGCCCGCUCAGGAAUCGGGCAUUUACGCAGCUGAUAAAGCGAAAUCGAGCCUGACAUUGAGGGUCCACUUCAGGAGAGAAGAUGCGCGCACCCAUUCCAGAGCCCAAGCCUGGAGACCUGAUUGAGAUUUUCCGCCCUUUCUACAGACACUGGGCCAUCUACAUUGGUGAUGGAUAUGUGAUCCACCUGGCUCCCCCAAGUGAAAUUGCAGGAGCCGGUGCAGCCAGCAUCAUGUCUGCCCUGACUGACAAGGCUGUGGUGAAGAAGGAACUACUGUAUGAUGUGGCCGGGAGAGAUAAGUACCAUGUCAAUAACAAGCAUGAUGACAAGUACUCGCCGCUGCCUCCCAGCAAAAUCAUCCAGCGGGCAGAAGAGCUGGUGGGGCAGGAGGUGCUCUACAAGCUGACCAGUGAGAACUGCGAGCACUUCGUGAAUGAGCUGCGAUAUGGAGUUGCCCGCAGUGACCAGGUCAGAGAUGUUGUCAUGGCAGCGGGCAUUGCAGGAGUGGGCUUGGCAGCCAUGGGCCUCAUUGGAGUCAUGUUCUCAAGAAACAAGCGACAAAAGCAAUAAGUCGAAAGGACGGUCCUGUUAGCAAUAACUUUAUAUGUUAAGGGGGGUCUUGUUUUGCUGGAGAGUUUGGGGUUUGGUGUGUAGAUUCCAUUUUGUUUUAUAAUAAGGCUUAUUUUCACAAAAUAAAGUAAAGCACAGUAAGAGAGGAUUUUAUUGGGGGAAAUGCAACAAGAACUGCCUGGUGUGAAGUCUGUUGAAGGAAUAACUGGGUGCACGCCCGUUGAUGCUCUUCUGUGAUUUUCUCUUUCACUCUGCUGGCUGUGUUCUUUGUAGUGUGGCUGGUUCUCUGAGGUCAACAAUUACUGCUCGGUGAGCUUGGCAGAUGUUCAGGGUCCGUUUCCCUGAGGGGGAUUUUUGAGCUUCUCAGAAAUAUCCUGUUGGGUUGACCGUCCUCUCUUCCACAGGGCCAUGUCUCCCUGCUACCUGGAUGCGGAUGUUUCUGUUGUCUGGAGACUGUCUUGUCUGUUAGGGUCCUGGACAGGGUUUACAAAGGGCUCCAUGCCAGCUCCCUCUUGCUUGGCCCACAUCUGGUGUUGGAUAAAUACAUGACUAUCCAUCCGUAUUGACGGAAAAAACAGCUUGAUGGAAAAACGGCUUUCUUCCAGUGUAGUUUCAUUUCUUUUUAUCUUUGCUCUCUUGAUGUAUCUCAUACCAGUUCUGAAACUCUCCAAACCUAAGUGACACAGGCCAAGCUCAGAGGGUGGGUUUCUUGCAGCUCUCUCUCAUGUGGCAUAAGGUGAAGAGGAGUGUAAAUCUCUGAACUAAUUAUGGAGAAAAACAAGAAUGAGGAAACUGAAUACGAGAAAGUGAAACAAAAGACACUGGGCUCAAUCAAAACAAAACACAACACCAACAAUAGAGGAGGAAAGAUUAUGUACAAAAAGUGGCAUAUAUAGAUACUGAAAUAAAAUGAAAAAAUGGA
Messenger RNA from Tupaia belangeri chinensis (Chinese tree shrew), 1717 nucleotides. Its product is annotated as HRAS-like suppressor 3. Gene Ontology annotation, molecular function: A2-type glycerophospholipase activity; glycerophospholipid phospholipase A1 activity. The transcript is spliced from 5 exons. Bases 307 to 795 code for a protein of 162 amino acids. Gene Ontology annotation, cellular component: cytoplasm. The record is from RefSeq and is a predicted model, not a curated record. NCBI's taxonomy places the organism in Eukaryota, Metazoa, Chordata, Mammalia, Scandentia, Tupaiidae. Gene Ontology annotation, biological process: N-acylphosphatidylethanolamine metabolic process.